Messenger RNA from Betta splendens (Siamese fighting fish), 2370 nucleotides. It is a transcript of the gene ywhaz, whose product is annotated as tyrosine 3-monooxygenase/tryptophan 5-monooxygenase activation protein, zeta polypeptide. The transcript has 6 exons. Gene Ontology annotation, cellular component: cytoplasm. Gene Ontology annotation, biological process: signal transduction. NCBI's taxonomy places the organism in Eukaryota, Metazoa, Chordata, Actinopteri, Anabantiformes, Osphronemidae. Bases 156 to 944 code for a protein of 262 amino acids. The record is from RefSeq and is a predicted model, not a curated record.
CAACUCGGUCCUGACGUCAUUGGUCCCUGUGCAACCCUGCUGCUGUACCUUUGAUUGGAGGGAAACCCCGUGCAUGAGCGGGAGAGAUCGUCAGCUGUGCGGCCGGGAAUCAGCAGGAACGUCGCUAAACUAUAUACACAGCCUACACAGGAGCCAUGGCAGACAAAGAGGAGCUGGUACAGAAGGCCAAACUGGCGGAGCAGGCUGAGCGCUAUGAUGAUAUGGCCGUAAACAUGAAGGCUGUUACAGAGGAGGGCACAGAGCUCACCAAUGAGGAGCGCAACCUGCUCUCUGUUGCUUACAAGAACGUGGUGGGGGCCAGACGGUCCUCCUGGAGGGUGGUGUCCACCAUGGAGCAAAAGUCUGACGACAGUGGGAAGACUGCCCUGUCCAAGGAGUACAGAGAGAAGAUAGAGAAGGAACUGAAUGAAAUCUGCCAGGAAGUACUGGACCUGCUCGACAAGCACCUGAUUCCUAAAGCCACUGCUGCUGACAGUAAAGUCUUUUACCUGAAGAUGAAGGGAGACUAUUACCGCUACCUGGCUGAGGUGGCUACAGGAAGCAAAAAGGAAACCAUCAUUCAAAGUUCGCAAGACGCGUACCAGAGCGCCUUGGAUAUCAGCUACAAGGACAUGGAGCCCACUCAUCCCAUCCGCCUCGGCCUCGCUCUUAACUUCUCUGUCUUCUACUAUGAGAUUGUCAACUCGCCUGAGAAGGCUUGCCAACUGGCCAAGACGGCUUUUGAUGAUGCCAUUGCCAAGCUGGACAACCUCCAAAGUGAGUCCUACAAAGACAGCACUUUGAUCAUGCAGCUGCUCCGUGACAAUCUGACACUGUGGAUGUCAGACACCCAAACUGAAGGCGAUGGAGAUGGAGAUGGAAAUGGAGAUGAAGAGGGAGAGGGAGAGGCAGAUGACUCGGACCAAAAACACGAGAAGAAGUGAACUUCAGACAAAUAAACCACAACACACAUUUUUUACCUCUCACCAGCCUAAGUUGUGUGCGUGGUUGUGUGUGCACAUACAUGCACAGAGAUGUAUGUUUACACUCCACUCACAAUGUGUAAAGUACAGUGUGUGUGUGCAGAUACAUUGGUGUGGGUGUCUGUGUGUGUGUGUGUGCGCGCGCGCAUGUGUUUGUUAAACGUAUGAGCACCUCCUCCACAGAGAAAAGAAUGGAAAAGUGGUUUCUCUCUCCUUUUUCUUUUGAACAAUACUCAUUAUGUGAACCAGUGGAUGUUUAUUUUUAGAUUCUUUUGUCCAAGAUUUAGUCCAGAUUUAUUCCCUCAUUUACAUCCAAGUCAGCCCUACAAUAUUUAACUUUAUCCACUGUAGCAAACUGCUGCUGAUGCAGGAAAACAAAAACAGAAAACCUCUAACCGUAACUUUGAUAAUUUGUAUGUUUUUACUUGAACAUAUACAAUCUUUGUGACACUUCUGUCUACAGAACACGUUUAAAGCACAUCAACUGUAAAAACUCGCGGCAGUGUGAAUUUCAGUUCUCAUCUGACAGCAGCAGUGAUCUUAGAGAAGGCAAGGUUGCCCUCAGUAAAGGCGUAUUUACCGUUCUGCUUGUGUCCAUCCCAUUCUGUCAGUGUCCAUUGUAGCAGGUAGUGAUUUUCUGGAUGGUACAUGUGUCAUGGUUCAGUGUGUUCCAAGUGCAUUCAGGUGUAAGAGAGGUUUUCUGUGUGAACGGGCCAUCUGCGAAACCUGUAGUUAAACUUUGGUUCAUAGUUUUGUUGAGAGGAUUGCAUUUCAUUCUAAAGACAUCUUUUCACUCUGAAGUGUAAAGACUAUUAUUUUCUGCAAUUUUCCAUACAACACAAAGUAUAGACAGCCUAAGAUACAGUUAACAACUUGACAAUAUGGCUUGAUACUGUAACUUUUUGAUAUUUUAUCUUUUCAGCAGUGCACAGGAUACUUUUGCCAUGUGCUUUUAUGUGGCUUUCUACUCUUUUUCUAUUCAGGUGUUUUUGUAUUUUCUUUUUGUGUGUUUUAUCCCCCCUUGAAUCUUGAUUUGACUCCUGGAAUGUAUGUUUCUCAGUACUAUGGUGUGAGGGUUAGGCGUGCUUUGAUACUGGCAGUUUUUGCUUAGGAUUUAGCUCGAACCUAAUGGUUUCCAAUUACAUUUUCUUUUCUUCAAGACUACAUUGUGGAAAGACGAACAUCAAUAAAUAUAAACGGAUUAUGAAAAAGUACUUUUAGAAAGCUGCAUUAUGGCCAUUUCGUAGUUACAAAGUAGUGCCAGUUUCUUCUAAUUACAGUAUAUUGGUUUUAAAAAGAUGGGAUGCAGGAUUCAGAAUUUGCAAGUUACACCCUGAGUAUUUGGUUAUGUGCUUUCAUGUAAGUGGAAUUAAAAUGUUAAAAGGAA